Molecule: messenger RNA, 1680 nt
Organism: Fraxinus pennsylvanica
Lineage: Eukaryota; Viridiplantae; Streptophyta; Magnoliopsida; Lamiales; Oleaceae
Source: the annotation of a GenBank genome assembly
AUGUCAGAUGAAGAAAUACAAUUGCUGAAUCCAAACACUAGUGUUCAAGAUUGUGUAGAUUACAAGGACCGUCCAUCGAAUCGAUUCCAUUCCGGUAGAUGGAGAUCAGCAUUUCUCAUCAUUGGUGUUGAAGUGGCAGAGAGGUUUGCCUUUUAUGGGAUAACUUUGAAUCUGAUAACAUACUUGACAGGCCCAUUGGGUCAAUCAACUGCAACUGGGGCGGCCAGCCUGAAUGUGUGGUAUGGAACGGCGUCGCUUUUGCCACUUUUGGGGGCUUUUGUCUCUGACUCAUAUAUAGGUCGAUACCGCACUAUUAUAAUUGCUUCUGUGCUAUACAUUUUGGGGCUUGGCCUCUUGACCCUUUCAGCUGUUUUGCCUUCUUUCUACUCGUGUCACACCCAAAAUGCUGCCAAUGCCAAGGAAUCAUGUUCUUCUCGGCUCCAAAUUAUAAUCUUCUACCUGUCGUUGUAUCUAGUUGCUAUAGCGCAAGGCGGACACAAGCCUUGCAUUCAGGCAUUUGGUGCUGAUCAGUUUGAUUCUCGGGAUCCUGAAGAGUCGAAAGCCAAGAGUUCAUUCUUCAAUUGGUGGUAUUUCACGAUAGUUGCAAUCAAUACUAUAACAAUCUCGAUUUUGAACUACAUUCAAGACAACCUUGGAUGGGGUCUCGGGUUUGGAAUUCCAUGCAUCGUCAUGAUCCUUGCGUUGAUAGUGUUUUUGCUUGGAACAACAACUUACAGGUUUAGCAGAAAAGGGUAUGACAAUAACCUGUCUGUGAAAAUUUGGUUGGCGAUUCGUAAGGCAUUCAGAAAUCGGAGUAUUAGCACUUCAGCAGUAUCCAUUGAAGAAGAAGCGCAAUUCAAGUUUGCUGAUAAAACAUCCCUUUCACCCCGUAGUUUGGACAAGGAUUUUCGUAGUACAAAUGAAUUCGAAGAGGGCAAGGGAAUUCUCAGGCUCUUUCCAAUAUGGGCAACAUGUUUAGUAUUCGCCAUUGUGUAUGCUCAAGCGUUCACUUUAUUCACCGAGCAAGGAGUUACAAUGGACAGAUCCAUUGGUCCAAACUUUAAAGUGCCAGCGGCUUCAUUACUAGUUUUCACCAGUCUUUCGACUGUUAUCUUAAUUCCUAUUUAUGACCGCAUUCUGGUUCCUUUUGCACGAGCUAUAACUAGGAAGCCAUCAGGCCUGACGAUGCUUCAGAGAAUUGGAACUGGGCUAGUUUUCUCUCUACUUUCUAUGGUUGUUGCUGCUGUUGUAGAGAUGAAACGUCUUGAAACUGCUCGGAAAUAUGGCCUAGUCGAUAUGCCGGAGGCCAUAGUUCCCAUGGGCAUAUGGUGGUUGAUUCCUCAAUAUUUGUUGUUCGGAAUAGCUGAAGUAUUCGCCUACGUCGGCCUGCAAGAGUUCUUUUAUGAUCAGGUACCUAGUGGAUUGAGAAGCACGGGUCUUGCUCUCUACCUUAGUAUUUUCGGCGUUGGGAGCUUCCUUAGCAGCUUUCUUAUAUCUGCCAUUGAGAAGGUGACUGGUGGACGAGGGAAAAGCGGCUGGUUUUCGGACAACCUUAAUCGGGCUCAUCUCGAUUACUUCUAUUGGUUACUUGCUGCACUUAGUAUGAAUCCGAAUGCAUUGGCACUGAGGUUCCGCGUCUCAACAGCUACCAAAUGCAAACAGAUUUCACAGACACCAUGA